AAUGCUGGAUCCAAGAUUUCCCAGCCAUUAUUCCUAAGUAUUAGAAUAAAUAGAUAGUAAUUUUGUUUUAAAGUAACAAAAGUGAUAUUUUGAUUUAAAUGUAUGCAUGUAUAAUUAUUUUAUCCACUGUAUAAGCAAACAUACUUCGUUCACAUAAAUAACUUUAAAUACUGCCAAAAAUGGAUGAAAUCUCGCAAAAUAUCAACAACUUUGAAUCUUUACUCAAGAAACGUUUAACUAAUAAGCCCCUAGCACUGUACGCUGGCAGUGGACACAAAAAUACUACUGAAACUAGUAAACUAUGUCCCAAAGAAGUAUUAUUAAGUGUAACAAGACAGGUAAAACUGAUGCAGAAUGCGGACACAGCGGGCUGCAGGCGACUUGGUGAUACACUUAAUAAGUACAAGAAGAGAGGAUUCUUGCCCGUUAACAAGAUACCAGUUUACACAGAGGUACCCCAAAAACUCCCUACAAGAUUCGAAACACAAUGUGUCUCUGACACGCAACUGAUCAAUGUUGUAGAAAACGCUGAAAUCAUUGACAAACACAGAGGCGUUACUCAGGAAUUUGACAAAACAUUUUGUCAAAAAAGUGACAAUGAUACUGAUGAUGACAGCUUAAAAUCCAAAACAAUAAUAGAUGCAGAAAUAUGUAAAAGUGGAAAUGAUAUUAGUAAGGACAAAAGAGAGGUGACUAACAAACUUAGUGGGUUAAACACUCAAGAUAGUAAAAUGUUUGACAAUACUGAUCUUACUUGUGCCAUGGACACUGUCACAUGUUGUGAAAAUGAUGUGCCAAUUGAUUUAAAUGAUGAUGUUAAUUUAAACACAAGUCAAGAGACCCAAGGCUUUAAUGAAUGUGUGGAAAUUUUUGAUGUCUCUGAAGUUGAUGCAGAAAGGUCUGCUAGUCCUGUACUAAAUACUAUUAAAGGAAGUGCUACACCACCAUUAGUUGUGGAUUUGUAUACUUUUGAAAAAUUUGAAGAUUUAGCCCUUCCCAUUAUAGAAGAAUAUGGAGACCUUAAGUUAGCUAAAAAUAUGAUAAAUUCUCAAAUUAUAGGCAGAGAAAUAUCUAUAACUGAUCAUUUUAAUGAACAAGUUGGCAGGGAUAGUCCAGUUUUAAGUAAAAUUGAAUGUGUAACUACAAAUAUUAAUAAAGAAGAAGUUGAAAAUAUAUGUACAUGUAGCAAUAAAUGUGUGGAUAGAGAUGUAGAGUAUACAAAUGAAUCAAAUGACGAAGAUGUUAAUUUGGGUAGUGGCAACAAGGCAGAGGCAAAAUUUAAAACAGAAAUUAAGGAUGAGAUCCUAUUUAGUAGUGAUGAGGAAUAUGAAUAUCUACACAAAAAUGUCCAAGAAUUACCAUUGACAUGUGCCUUGGAAACAUCUUUUUAUGAUAGAUCAGAUGUAUUAGAUAAAACUAUGUAUGUAGGAUUUCAAACUGCCAGCAACAAGUCUAUACAAAUAAAUACAGAUUCGUUUACAAAAGCCAAAAGCAUAUUAAGUGAUAUUGAUAAUGAAGAAACAGGAAAGUCUCUCAGUGAUUUAGUAGAGAUAUUUGAUACUGGUAAAGCUGUAAGCGCAAAUGAAGAAUGUGAUAAGUUAUAUAGUAAUAAGCUAGAACAUGAUACUUACAAAGUCGAAGAAGAUGAGAUUAAGGAUUUAACAACACCAUCUUCAAGUGCCAAUGAUUUUACGAAAAGCAAAGACGACACACAAACAUUUUUUACUUAUGAACGAGACGAGGAAGUUAAAGAUGAUAUUGUUAUGAGUCAAAUCAUACAAUGCAAAAAUAUAUCAAGAUCUGGUACACUACAUAACAGUAUUAUUUCUGAUUGGAAAAUAAGUGACGCAGUGAAUUCAUCCCCAAUAGAACCAAAUAAAGAAGUUGAUGACGAUAUCAUCAUCAGUCAAGUCAUACAAUGUAAGAGUAUAUCAAGAACACCUAACAUACAUAAUUUAAAUACUGCAAGUAUAGGUCAAGAAUCAUUACUUCCAAAUGCAGGUAUUGCAAAAAGAAAAUUGGAAGGUUUUAAAACAGCCAGUAAUAAAAAGAUCAAACUAUCAGAUAAAGCAUUAGCUAGAUGUAAAAAAGUAUUUCAAGAUAUUGAUUUAGGAGAUUCUGAAUACGUAAGCUGUAAAUCAGACGUUGUCGAAACAGAAGUAAAUUUUCUUGAAGAUCUCAAGUCUCAGGAUUUUAAUGUUUCGUAUGAUGACGGUUUAAAAACAAAUUUUGAUACAACAAGAAUAGCACAUUUAUGUGAAAACGUAUCUGAUGUUGCUAAUACAAAAACAAAUCCAGAUGUAAAUAAUGGUGAUUCUAAAAUAGACAGUAUUAAAGAAGAACAGCUUGGAAUUAAGGAAGUCGAUUUGCAAAUAAACGAUAAAAUUAUACUACAAGAAUUUGAAGACAACGAAAUGCCUUUUGAAGAAACCAAUAACAACACCUUCGUAGGUUUUAAAACUGCUAGUAAUAAAAACAUAGAUGUUUCUGUUGACGCUGUGGCAAUAACUAAACAUAUAUUUCAAGAUAUUAUAACUGUCCCUACUGCAAAUGAUUGUAACAGUGCAAUGAAAAGCGCUAGAAAUGUAAUUGGUGAUAGUGAUAAAAACGAUCACGUAUUCAAAAAGCCUGCAGAUUUUUGGAAAUCAACUACAAAUCAAACAAAAUCAUCGAUAGACUCUUUGGACAAACUAAAAAAUAACCACCGUGAAAGAUGUAACAGUGAAAAGCCUCUGUCUAAUGAAUUCAUUGGUUUUAAAACAGCUUCCCAUAAAGAAAUUAUUGUAUCAGAACAAGCUAUGGAAAAAACUAAAGAUAUCUUUAAAGAUAUUGAUGAAGAAGUAAUAAGAAAUGCCGAUAAUAAAGACAAAAUUAAUUUAAAAACCGAGAAGAAACAUAUUGAUAAAGACGAGUUUAAUUGCGCAAUAGACACUCAAGAUUUUCUCGCAGAAGAAUUGACUCGUAUUGAAGAUUUAUUCAAAGACAAGAGUAUAGAAAACCAACAAUCUAUUAGUCCUACAUUCCGAGGCUUUCAGACAGCAAAUCACAAACCUAUAAAUAUUUCCGAGAAAGCUUUAGAAAAGAGCAAAAAACUAUUAGAAGAUAUAACUAAAAAAGAAAUUGACGUUAAAUGUCAUUCAAUAGAAAACAAAGUUGAUAUAGACCACAAUGCAAUCGAGAAAAGCAGAGUUACGUGUAUUGAUAAUUUGAACAAUGAUACAGGUAAAUUCAAUGGUAACAAAAAUAAACCAAUUUUUACGGGCUUUCUUACUGCCAGUAACAAAAAAGUGGAGGUCUCGAAUAAAGCGAUAGAGGCUAGCAAAACAUUAUUUAAAGAUAUAGUACUGUCUCAACAGGAAAACAUAGGACAAAACGAAGAAGCAACUGAGAUUUGUGAUUCUGAAAUUACCAACAAUAAAAUUAAAAAUUUGGAAUCAAUAAUAUCAGAAUCUGAUAGUAAAGCAAUUCAAAUAUCAGGAACAGCUUUACAGAACCGAGCAAAAUUUACUGAUGGUUCAACAGAUACUCAUACAGAACCUCCUACUUUUGUAAGAUUUCGAACAGCUAGUGCUAAACCUAUAAACAUAUCUGCUCAUGCUAUGGAGAAAACGAAAAGGUUACUCAGUGAAUUUGAACUUAAAGAUGGCAUAAUGUUGGACGAAGUCUACUGGCAAACAGAUGCACCCAGUAUAUUUGUUGGUGCUGUAAGUGAUAAUAAGAAAAAUACUAUAUCUGCCAAAACUCCGGCUAAAAGUAAACAAAUGCUGAACGACGUUAAAUUGAGAGACAACUUUAACAAUGACAAUGACUUUCACGAUGAAAAUAUAGCAAAUAAUUCUGUAAAGACUGAAACCAAAAAUAUUCAACAAGGAUAUGAAAUAACUGACGAUCCUUACCAAAAUUCAACUAGUCAAUUUAUUGGUUUCCAAACGGCAAGUAAUAAAGAAGUCAAAAUUUCAAAAGAAGCUUUAGCUAGAAGCAAACAAAUGUUUCAAGAUGUUGGUCUUGAUGCUAAAGAAUGUGACAUUGUUGAAAAAUAUUCUCGACACGAAGAAAAUACAAAUCCAGUACUCAAAGACUUUAAAACGGCUAGCAACAGGAUAGUAAGUAUUUCAGACAAGCAAUUGCAGAAAAGCAAAGAAAUCCACAAUAUGAAUAACGAUUUAACUAAAACAAACGUAGAUGCUCUAGUGUUCAAAGGAUUUCAAACCGCGAGUAAUAAGAAAGUAGAAAUAUCAGAAAAAGCUCUAGCGAAAAGUAAAAAGUUGUUUGAAGAUCUAAAUUUGAGUCAGCUAGACAAAGAUCCUAAAUCAAUUUUAGAUAUGCAUGAAAAGCAUUCUGGUGGAUUCGAGACAGGUAACAAGUUAAUCGAAAUAUCGGAACAAAAGUCAGCAAGAAAUAAGGAUGUACUUAAAAAUGCACAUGAUGAACAUGAAAACGACAGUAUUAAAACUGACAGGUUCCCAGCAUUUAAAGGGUUCCAAACUGCAAGUAAAAAGAAUGUACCUAUAUCAGAAGUAGCACUAGCGAAGAGCAAAAGAUUGUUUGAAGAUAUGAAUCUCAGUCAGCUGGAUAAAGAUGUAAAAAUACCCGAAGAUAAACACAAUUUUGUAGGUUUUGAGACAGCUAAUAACAAAAGAGUCAACGUAUCAGAACAAGCAUUGGCAAAAACGAAAGUUAUAUUUAAGGAUAUACAUCUUGAAAAAGAGAAAGAAAAGCUAACGAAAGAUACUACUCCAGGUUUUAAAGGAUUUCAAACAGCGAGUAAUAAAAAAGUGGAUAUAUCAGAAAAAGCGCUAGCUAGAAGUAAAAAGCUUUUUGAAGAUAUGAAUUUAAGUCAGCUAGAUAAGGAGUCAAAAAUGACAGAAAAUGAGAACUAUGUUGAAGGCAUUCAAACAGCUAGUAACAAAAAAGUCACAAUAUCAGCCCAAGCAUUAGCAAAAACCAAGGAAAUUUUUGUAGAAAAAAAUUUUGAAAACGAUAAUGAUAGUAAUAAUUCAACUAAAAAUGUAAAAAAAGAAGCAGUGUUUAAAGGGUUUCAAACUGCAAGUAAUAAGAAAGUGGUUAUAUCAGAAAAUGCACUAUCUAAAUGUAAACAGCUUUUUGAAGACAUGAAUUUGAGUCAGCUUAAUGACAAUUCUAAAACUACAGUCGAUUCAUAUAAAUUACCAACUACAACAGCUAAGGAAGUAAACGCUCCAGUUAAUGAUCAUAAAAUUAAUAUUGUUAAUUUCGAAACUGUUGCAAAUAAGAGAGUCAAAGUAUCUGAACAAGCUGUGGUGAAAAGUAAAAAUGUAUUCAAAGAUAUACAAAACGAAAACAAUGAACAAUAUAAUCAAGAAAUUAGGACUCCAGAAAACAAAAUGUCUACAAACAAAAAUGUUAAUAAUGAUGUAAUAGACACACAAGUGUUAAAUGAUUUUCAAGAAACUUUGAACACGGAAGAUUUUAGCAAAAACACACCAACAUCCAAAAGAUCUGGAAGUCCUAUUCUUUCUUGUCCCAGAGCUAAAAAAAGGAAAUUUGAAACACCGUACAGAACAAGUAAGAAAUUGGAACCGAAAAACCCUUUUGUACCACCAAAGUUAGCUAAAACAUAUCAUUUCGAUGACAAUUAUAAGAAAGAAAAGAAAUUCACACUGAAAGAUAUAGAACGUCUUGAAAAGGAAUAUACAAAAUCAAAAAUAGAUCCAUAUAUACGAGAAUUUAACAUAGAAAAUCUACAUAAUUUUACAUUUAAAGAUAAAAGAAAUGAUUAUACUGCUGAGAAAAUUACUACAGAUGACCUUAAAAGAAUCUUUCUUGGUUCAGUGAAUAAGAAAAUUGUACCAGAUGGCUGGUUAGAUAAUCAUAUAAAAUUAAUUAUAUGGAAACUGCUUUCAUAUGAAAUAAAAUUUCCAAAUGUCAUGGAAAACACAUGUACGGUCAAAAAUGUAUUGGAACAGUUGAAAUAUAGAUACAAUAGAGAAUUAUAUCAUGUGCAAAGACCGAUUUUAAGAAAGAUUUUGGAGAAAGAUGAAGUGGCAUCGAAAACUAUGGUGCUGUGUGUUGCGGCGAUAUAUGUGGACAACGUCAGUGUUGCCAGUGUGAACCCGACAUCACAGAACGUGGAAUUGCUGCUCACUGACGGAUGGUACUGUGUAAAAGCCUGCUUGGAUCGUAUGCUGGUGAGAAUGGUGACCACUGGCGCUAUUGUGGUAGGCACUAAGAUGGCAGUGUGUGGCGCUGAGUUGAUAAACUGCGAGCAAGGCGUAGCACCCUGGGAGGACACAUCGUCUGUCCGUCUAAAACUCCACGGCAACAGCAUCCGCCGAGCCCGCUGGCUCGCCCGCCUGGGUCCCCGCACUGACCUCAUCCAGUGUCCUCUAGGUGCAGCUAAAGCAGAUGGCGGUAGAAUGGCCGCCACAAGAGUGGUGGUGACGAGGGUGUACCCCCCGCUGUACGUUGAGAAAAUGGAAGAUGGAAGUACGGUAACACUAUCGGAGAGAUUAGAGCAGAUUCGUCAAAUGAAAUACGAGUCGGAGCGGCAAGUUAUUAUGGAGAAACUAUAUGAAGAAGUGGAGAAAGAAAUGUCAGAUCAGGAAUCACAAGACUCUGAAGGCUAUUCGAACGAGAAAUGUAUGGAUAGCGGCUCGCAAAUAUCCAGAAAUAUGAAGAGAAGCAGAGACCCUGACGAAUACAAAUCUCACCUAACCAAAUCUCAAAACCGGGUGCUAGAAGAGCACGACGCGAGACAGAGAGAGAAGCUGAUAGAGCGAGUGAGAGAGAAGUUCCAUCAGAAGCUAGAGAAGCAUGGGUUGAAGAGUGACAGAAAUGUGGUGCCGCUGUUCAAAGCGAGGGUGGCUGGUGUGACGGAAAAGGGGGGGAAAGUUGAAAUAAGUAAAGGCUACUUGUCAAUUUGGAAACCAUCAGCUGCUGUCUUAGAGUUGUUGACCGAGGGCGCCUGGAUCGAGAUCCUGAACAUCAUCCCUACUGGGAUAAGGAAUUCAGAAAUUCAGCUUUCAUCGGGCAGACAGACAAUUUUCAAUCCAUACAAACAGACAAAUGACAAAUUUAAACAGUACAUAAAUACAUUACAGCGAAUGUGCUAUGAAAUCAAAGAAAUAACCCAAAAUCCUUCAAUGGCCACAAAUAAUAACGAAAUAGACACCGUCGGCAUGAUAUUCUGCAUAGAACCAUCGACUAAAGACUUUAAGGAGCAAAACUUCCAAAAUGUCUACCUAGCGGAUGCAGAAAAAAAUAUUAUCUGUGUCAAUUUCUGGGGCGGAUUAAAAAAAUUCGGCUUCGAAAAUGUUCUAGACACAGGACAGAUUGUAACUUGCGUUAAUUUACAGAAAAGAGCUGGUAACACCAGGAAAAGUAUACCACAGUAUAGGGUGACAGAGUUUAGCUAUUUCACAAAAACGCCUAAGAACAAAAAGGCAUUGGAAAUCACGAAUGAACUGACAAGCAAACUGUCAAAAGUUAAAGACAAAUUUUGUGAAGAUUGUCUUGUUUUAAAAAACAAUUAUUCCAUUUUCAAAAGGAGGGACAGUGAAAAUGUAUCGCCGUAUAGAUUUGACUAUAACUUACCUAAAAAUAUGGGGUCUCCGCUGAAGAAUUGUGAUGCAAAUUUAAAUCUUACCGGCUUGGAUUUUGAGUCCAGUUUCAAUUCGCAAGAAAUUUCCCCACAAAUGUUGCUUAGGAAAAAGAAAGUCAACGAGAAAAUUGAAAAAAUAAGAUUGAACUACGGCGAGCCGCCUCCUUUGAGCUCGAUACAUAUUAUAAACAAAUCGAAAAACGCCUCUGCGACGUACAAAAGCCCGUUAAUUUCAAAUUUGGAACGUUCAAAAAUGGAAAGUCCCGGCGUACAAAAUGUUGCCAGCCCUGUGACAGUUAACAGAACUUUUGUGAAAAAUGUGAAUCCUGUGAAAUUGAAUUUUUCUAGUGAAAAUUUGGACGAGAGUGUAGAUAAUUUUGCGGAGGAUUUCGACGCCAGUCCGCCAUUGAGCCUUGAUUCCGAUAUUUUAAAUUAACAAUUUUUAUGAAUAAUGUAAAUCUGAAGUUUAUAUUGUACCAUAUAGUAACUAGAGUUAGACCAAGAUAUAAGUCUGCAACGAUUUUGAUAGCACACGCAGUGCAAGUGUUAU
Messenger RNA from Cydia fagiglandana, 8129 nucleotides. It is a transcript of the gene Brca2, whose product is annotated as breast cancer type 2 susceptibility protein homolog. The transcript is spliced from 11 exons. Gene Ontology annotation, biological process: double-strand break repair via homologous recombination; regulation of DNA-templated transcription. The coding region runs from base 180 to 8015 and encodes 2611 amino acids. Lineage: Eukaryota; Metazoa; Arthropoda; Insecta; Lepidoptera; Tortricidae. The record is from RefSeq and is a predicted model, not a curated record.